Molecule: messenger RNA, 1582 nt
Organism: Cannabis sativa
Lineage: Eukaryota; Viridiplantae; Streptophyta; Magnoliopsida; Rosales; Cannabaceae
Product: F-box protein At5g50450
Exons: 3
Coding region: 188-1237 (349 amino acids)
Molecular function (GO): protein binding
Source: RefSeq, a predicted model, not a curated record
CAUUUUCUUGAUUUUGGCGUCCUCUUCGUAUAUAUAUAGCCUCUUCCUUUGGUUUCGCCUUUUACCGAUAAGCUCACACAAAUCACAGCAACAAAAACCAAAACCAAUCGUAUACAAAUCCACACACACACUCUCUCUCUCUCUCUAUGAGUCAGUUAUGAAAAAUUAACUCUCGAAGAAAAAAAUAAUGGCAUUUCAGAGGAAAAAAAAGUUCAAAAUACACCGUCGAAUCGAAGAGAGAGUAGAUUUCUUUGAUGGCUUACCGGACGAUAUCGUAACGUGUAUCCUCGCUAAGCUUAGUUCCUCAGCUUCUUCUCCUUCUGAUUUCGUUAACAUUCUUGUUACAUGUAAGAGAUUGAAUCGGUUAGGUCUUCAUCCGUUGGUCUUAUCUAAAGCUUGUUCGAAAGUGUUUGAUAUUAAAGCUGAAAAGUGGUCUGAUUCUGCUCACCGGUUUUUGAAAGAGUGCGUUAACUCCGGUAACGCUGAGGCUUCUUAUACACUCGGAAUGAUCCGAUUUUAUUGCUUACAAAAUCCAGGGAGUGGUGCUUCGCUCAUGGCAAAGGCAGCGAUGAAAUCUCACGCGCCGGCUCUUUACUCACUCGCUGUGAUUCAGUUCAACGGUAGCGGCGGUUCAAAGAGCGACAAGGAUCUUCGCGCGGGAGUAGCUUUGUGUGCACGCGCCGCCUUCCUCGGUCACAUCGACGCACUACGCGAGCUCGGUCAUUGCCUCCAGGACGGUUACGGAACCAGGCAAAACGUUGCAGAGGGACGCCGCCUCCUUGUUCAGGCGAACGCGCGCGAGCUUGCCGCCGGUCUCCGUUCUCCGGUGUGGAUGUCCAAUUACUACCGCCGGUGCUUAUCUCCACCAGUGCCGGUCGGUUGCUCGCUCCUGAGCGAUUUCGGGUGCAUCGUGCCGGAGAGAGAGCUCCAUCCGGCGAACCGGUUCCUGAAAGAGUGGUUCGAGUCAGGCCGCGGCGCGGUGGGAGAAAAGCUCAGACUCUGCGCCCAUGGCGGGUGCGGUCGACCAGAGACACGGCCGCACGAGUUUCGAAGGUGCUCAGUGUGUGGGAAGGUGAAUUACUGCUCGCGUGGAUGUCAAGCGCUCGAUUGGAAACUUCGGCAUAAAGCUGAGUGUAAUCCCGGAGAACGGUGGCUUGAAGAAGACGGCGCCGACGUCGACGGUGGUGGAGGAGAAAUGGCAGAGGUUGAAGACGGUGAGAAUGUGUUGUUUGAAUAAUUAUAAAUUUAAAAAUGAAAUUAGUAAAAAAAAAAAGAAUUAAAUUUACUUUGUUUCUUUUUAGAAUAUUUAAUUUUAGUUGAGAGAAAUUUGUUGUCUUUUCUUUUGUACAGUUCAACCCAAAAAAAAAAAGUUUUGGAAAAAAAUUAAUGGUGUAUCACAAAAUGGAAAUGAUCACAUAUAUAUAUGUGUAUGUAUAUACAUCUUUUAAAAUUAUUUUAGUAUUUAAUUAGUUACUGUUUUUGAUGCACAUGCAUUAUGCAUGAUACCCUCCAAAUUUGUCAAAAAUUGAUAUUAAUUUUUUUUAGUGUAAAUGAAAAUAAAUAUUAAAGAUUAUUUAUGGUA